Molecule: messenger RNA, 1338 nt
Organism: Penicillium brasilianum
Lineage: Eukaryota; Fungi; Ascomycota; Eurotiomycetes; Eurotiales; Aspergillaceae
Source: the annotation of a GenBank genome assembly
CAACCCCUCACCCCGCGCCGCUCAACUACUUGAGGUCGACAUCUCCAACGUCAACUUCAACGCCAUUGUCCCUUCGCAAACCGUCACUAGGUUAAUCGGAGUUAUAUCACACCUCAAAAUGCCGCUGAUCGCACAAAACCCCCUGCCUCGAGUCAUCCUCGGGCUGAUGACCUUUGGCCCAACCGAGUCCAAGGGUGCCCGCAUCACCUCCCUCGACGAGUACAAUAAGUGCCUAGACUACUUCCAGCAGCAGGGCUUCAAUGAAGUUGACACUGCUCGGAUCUAUGUCGGUGGCGAGCAGGAGGCCUUCACGGCCAAGGCUAACUGGAAGGAGCGCGGCCUGACCCUUGCGACGAAAUGGUACCCGCAUGAACCCGGCGCACACAAGCCUGCUGUGCUGCGCGAGAAGCUUGAGCUGUCUCUGAAGGAGUUGAAUACCAACCAGGUCGAUAUCUUCUAUCUACACGCGCCCGAUCGCUCAGUCCCAUUUGCGGAGACUUUGGAAAUGGUCAAUGAGCUGCACAAGGAGGGCAAGUUUGUCCAGUUUGGCCUGAGCAACUACGCUGCCUUUGAGGUUGCGGAAAUUGUUACCACCUGCGCCGAGAGGGGCUGGGUGCGUCCCACAAUCUUCCAGGCCAUGUAUAAUGCUAUCACUCGCAAUAUCGAGACCGAGCUAGUCCCCGUUUGCCGGCGCUACGGUCUUGACAUUGUUAUUUACAAUCCCCUGGCCGGAGGAUUGUUCUCUGGAAAGUACAAGACCAAGGAUAUCCCCGCCGAAGGAAGGUAUAGCGACCAUAACGGUACUGGAAACAACUAUCGCAACCGCUACUUCCGAGAUGCCAACUUUGAAGCUCUCAGCCUGAUUGAGCCUGUUGUUGAGAAGCAUGGCUUGACGCUCAUUGAAACAGCCUUGCGAUGGGUGCGCCACCACUCGGCCCUGAAGAUGGACGAUGGAGGCCGCGACGGUAUUCUGGUUGGAGUGAGCAGCUUCAAUCAGCUCGAGACUAAUCUGAGGGACCUACAGAAGGGACCCCUGCCGGAGGAAGUUGUGGAGGUUUUGGACCAGGCCUGGAUGGUCGCCAAGCCUUACUCUACAAACUACUGGCAUUUGGACCUGAAGUAUACCUACGACACCCAGGCAGCCCUGUUCAAGCCCAAGGCUAAGGCUUAAUAGUUGGUCGUUAGAAGUCUUAAUUUGGGAGGUGAUUUCCCUAAAAGUACGUGUAUACCUGUGCGAUCCGACGGACGUAGUACAUAAGGGGCAUGGAAUAUAAGCAAAAUUAAGCCGGUGAUCACUUAUGAGUUCAAACUUCAAAGAUAUGAUGAUUUAACAACACG